UAAUUUUUUUAUUUUCUAACCAUUUAUUUUUAUAAUUAUUUAAAAUUAAAUUAUCAAGUUGAGGAUAAAUAAAAUGGAUGCUAGAUGUGAUCCAAGUGAAAAUUUAGAUAUUAAAUCAGUUAAAUCAUUGAAAGUAAGAGAUCACAAAAAUCUCAGCGAUGCUGAAAGAAUUGAAAAAUUAGAAAAAGAGGUCACUACUCUUCGCAAUGAUUUCGACAGAGUAAAAUGGGAACAAGCAGUCACUGAGACAGCCAUUGGACGUGCUAUAAUACGUGGAUCAGCAUCAUUGAAUGAAGCUUAUGGAUUAGUAGGAAAACCACCAAAACGUAAUCAACAGAUCGAAAAUAUUUCAGCACAAAAAAUGCCAAUGGUUACCGGUUCUGACAAAAAAACCAAAGACAGUAAUAAAAAAGUCAAAGACGAGUGUGGUGGAUUUACUCUUGGAUAAUUAAAAAAUUUAUAACAAAAAAAAAAAAAUCACUAAUUAAAAAUUCAUAAGAAUAAAGCAUAAAAAAUAUAAUACAUAUCGUUAAAAUACUUCAGGUAACACCAAUUAGUAACACGAAAUGUAAUUUAAUAAAAUUCAAUCAAUUAAAA
This is a messenger RNA of Aphidius gifuensis, 597 nucleotides long. RefSeq lists its product as uncharacterized. The record is from RefSeq and is a predicted model, not a curated record. Lineage: Eukaryota; Metazoa; Arthropoda; Insecta; Hymenoptera; Braconidae. The transcript is spliced from 2 exons. The coding region runs from base 74 to 448 and encodes 124 amino acids.